Rhizopus microsporus ATCC 52813 is the source of this 1018-nucleotide messenger RNA. RefSeq names its product voltage-gated potassium channel. NCBI's taxonomy places the organism in Eukaryota, Fungi, Mucoromycota, Mucoromycetes, Mucorales, Rhizopodaceae. The transcript is spliced from 7 exons. The record is from RefSeq and is a predicted model, not a curated record. Gene Ontology annotation, molecular function: voltage-gated potassium channel activity. Bases 1 to 1005 code for a protein of 334 amino acids. Gene Ontology annotation, biological process: potassium ion transmembrane transport. Gene Ontology annotation, cellular component: membrane.
AUGGCCGAACCUGGGUCUCAUCAGAGCCCACCACUGUACCGUAAGCUGGGAAGAAUAGCAGAAGAAGGUUGGACGUCAGUUGCCAACCUUGUCACUCAUCCUCCCAUCGAAGACACUGAACCUACAAUACCUGAAAUAAAGAACGAUUUGAAAAGGAAAUUAUAUUUAUUAUUAGAGGAGCCUUCGAGUAGUCAUAGCGCCUUUUGGACAAACGUGAUUGUCUCUUUGCUGAUUGUGUUUAGUGCAGUAACAACGACAAUUGAAACCAUUCCGACAUUCCGUUCUGCAAAGAGUAACCGUGUUUGGUUUCAACUUGAGUCUGCCAUGGUAGCUUUAUUUACUUUGGAAUACUUGCUGAGAAUGUUUGCUCAUUCAGAUUCACUACGAAUGUUGAAGCGUUUCUUUCUAUCUCCAUUAUCAAUUAUUGAUUUUAUCUCAAUUAUCCCAUUCUAUAUAGAAGUGAUAGCUAAACAUGAUACAACUUAUGAAUUUAGAUUUACCAUCCUACGCUUGUUUCGACUAUUACGUUUAUUCAAAUCAUAUAAAUAUUCAAAUACGAUUGUAAUGACAAUAGAAGUGAUGAUGAUGGCCUUUAGAAGAUCAGGAGAUGCUCUUUCUGCCCUUUUCUUCUUCACAGUUACUUGUGUUGUUUUGUUUUCAACAUUAUUAUACUUUGCUGAACGAGGUAUCUGGGAUGAAACAUUACAGACAUUUGUCGAUUCAGAAGGAGCACCAAGUUCAUUCGACAGUAUCCCAGCUGCGUUUUGGUUCGUGCUAGUAACAAUAACCACCACUGGUUACGGUGAUAUGGUGCCAACUACAUUUAUUGGUAAACUCAUAACAUUCCCUGCCAUGAUGUUUGGUGUGCUGCUUAUUGCGUUACCGUCGAUCAUUGUCGGAAGAAAUUUUACUAUUGUGUGGGAAAGUAUGAGACAGCGACAAUUUUCAAAUAGUAACGGCUUAUCUGAUUUUCAACCUGGGCGUCCUUCAGGUAAGAUAAAUUGAAUGUGUAUAACUG